CAUCAGUGUAGCAGCAGCACAGUUCUGAGGAACUAGCACAGCCACCAUCAGCAUGGGCAGGAUCAUCUUCUACGAGGACAGGAACUUCCAGGGCCGCUCCUAUGAGACCAGCAGCGACUGCUCCGACAUGUCCUCCUACCUGAGCAGGUGUCACUCCUGCAGGGUGGAGAGCGGCUGCUUCAUGGUCUACGACCGGCCCAACUACAUGGGCAACCAGUACUUCAUGAGGAGGGGCGAGUACGCCGACUACAUGAGCAUGAUGGGCAUGAGAGACUGCAUCAGGUCCUGCAGGAUGAUCCCCAUGUACAGAGGAUCCUACAGGAUGAGGAUCUACGAGAGGGAGAACUUUGGAGGUCAGAUGUACGAGCUGAUGGACGACUGCGACAACAUCAUGGACCGCUACCGCAUGUCCGACUGCAUGUCCUGCCACGUGAUGGACGGACACUGGCUGAUGUACGAGCAGCCCCACUACAGAGGCAGGAUGAUGUACCUGAGGCCCGGGGAGUACAGGAGCUUCAGGGAGAUGGGCAUGAGCGGCAUGAGGUUCAUGAGCAUGAGGCGCAUCAUGGACAUGUGAAAACAGAAAUAAAUAAAUAAGCCAAAACCAAA
Molecule: messenger RNA, 609 nt
Organism: Betta splendens (Siamese fighting fish)
Lineage: Eukaryota; Metazoa; Chordata; Actinopteri; Anabantiformes; Osphronemidae
Product: gamma-crystallin M3-like
Exons: 3
Coding region: 53-577 (174 amino acids)
Biological process (GO): visual perception; lens development in camera-type eye
Molecular function (GO): structural constituent of eye lens
Source: RefSeq, a predicted model, not a curated record